AUGACGGUGCAGGACAGUAAACGUCUCACUCUCAGCUCGGUCAAACCUGUCGUCUACAGCAUAUCCUUAGCGUUCUGCGUCAGCUCCUUUCCCGAGUCCCACUCUCUGAGUGCCUUGAUCGGACUAUCUAUGCCGCACCUAACGGCCGAGUCCUCUCGCAGAGAGGCACCACCGACCACCAACCCCUCCACCCUACGAGAAAUCCUGGCUCCAAAACCAUACUUUCGUUGGCCCGUCGCCCGGUCGAGACUAUCUCCCUUUAGACGGCCACCCACGGCGAGUUCGUUGCUAUCCCAGUGGAAGCCCCUCUCUCGAGCUUCGCCCCGCCCUAGCAGGCUUUCAUCCCUCCUUCGCAUCCUCGUCGGCCCUCAAGCGACUCGGCGCGCACAAAACCGUCUUUGGAAUAUCCGACACGAAGCCCUCCCCGCGCUCCGACACCGGGCCCAAUCGCGCAUCUACCGUGCUAUCGUCAAGCGGCAGGCGCGGCUCGCGGCACGCAAUCGCAGACUCGGUGGGGGCUUCGUCGCAUCCCUCCUUGGGUCAAGAAGACAACUGCUACGUGGUGGGAGGAUCGGUACAGCUACAUCAAGUAGUCCAUUUGUGAGACGUGCGAAACCGACCCAAGGAGGAACCCCGGACGGGGCGAAAGAUGCUGUGACAGACUCGAUGGCAUCAACAUGGGGCACAGGGAGCGGGGACGGCGCUGCCCAGAGCAGCCGUCGCAAGAAGGCAUAUGAGUGGAUCAAGGCUGCGAACGAGGUCGGCCAGGCCUAUGCGUCGCGGUGGACUAGCCAGCGGGGUGAACCUCAGGAGGAUUAUUACAACACGCCAGGCGCGUUUCCGGACGUGGAGAUUGCACGGUCAGGCGAUGAGGAGAUGGUACUAUUCCCCAGCUAUGCAAGACGGCUGGAUAUCAAGAAGAAGAGUGAGACCAGUACGCAACGAAGACGGGAUUCAUGGUCCGAGACCAUCGACGAAUACCGUGGCAUAUCGGAUGAGAGCAACCCUACCAGGGAUAGCUGGGAAGACCCAAAUCUUGAGAAUGCGGUUGUCGACGUCGAUGUGCGUGGCUGGAUCUAUGCGCCUAGUCGGGGUCCGAUGAGUCGCAAGCACCGUCUGAUGAUCAAGCUGGCGAGAACGUUGAGCGGAAUCCCAGCUCCUUCUGGUGCAACACCCGAUGACAGCUCCGACCGCGUACCCAACAAGGGCGAGGAUGAACUUGUGGAUAAACAAAUGCAGACUCUCGUGGACACUGCAGAGAAAGAUGCAGAUCAGGCCUGGAAAAGCUCGAAUACCGACCGGACAAAGCCAGGCACAGGCGCAGGCAACGCCGUAGGCCAAGCUGUGGCUAUGACCAAAGACGAGAUAUCCAUGGCCAAUGCUCAUCUGAUGGAACGACUACGUCCGUUCUUAACGAACCCUAUGGCCGGUAUGCCGGUGACCGUGUUCUUUUUCAAUGACGAUGAGAGCGAGUCUCGGAACCUUCUAACAGACGAGUCGGGGCAUUUCAAUAUUCGCGCGGCCAUGCCCUUUGUCCCAACUCAUAUUCGAGUACUUGCAUCAGAGGAUUUAUCCGCGGCGAGGCCGAUCGACAUCAUCGAGCCGGUGGGUAUCAGUUUGAUUAGUGACAUCGAUGAUACUGUGAAGCAUUCAGCCAUCGCCAGCGGCGCGAAAGAGAUGUUCCGAAACACAUUCGUCCGUGAGCUGGCCGAGCUCACCAUUGACGGUGUCAGCGAGUGGUAUACCCAAGUAGCUAAGAAAGGCGUGGAGAUCCACUAUGUCUCAAAUGCUCCGUGGCAACUAUAUCCCCUUUUGGAGAGAUACUUUAAGCAGGUUGGCCUGCCACCAGGCUCUUUUCAUCUGAAGCAGUAUUCAGGCAUGUUGCAAGGCAUUUUUGAACCAACUGCCGAGCGCAAACGAGGCUCUCUAGAGCAGAUCAUGCGAGACUUCCCCGAGCGCAAAUUUAUCCUUGUUGGUGAUAGCGGUGAGGCUGAUCUUGAGGUCUACACUGAUAUUGUGCUAGCCAAUCCUGGCCGCAUUUUGGGCAUUUUCAUCCGUGACGUUACAACGCCGGACAAGAAGCCGUUUUUUGAUCAAUCCGUUGGCCAUUUGGAACCGGCACCGGAGCCUAUUCGUAGUCGCAGUACUCCACAACCUUUCGACCAUUCGGACUCUCUUGUCAACAGACCGUCUCUGCCACCUCGUCGGCCACUAGCACCACCUCCCGGCGUCGAUUUUAAGCGCUCUAUUAGUGAGGACUUGAUUGAUUUACGAGACGAUGAGCCAAAGGAGAAGGAUGUUGCGCCCGAGAUUCCUACCGCGACGAAGCCACGGCUGCCUCCUGGCAAACCGACGAAGCCAUCUUCACUCAGGACGACAUCUGGAGUCGGUGAUGUCUCUGAUCCUGUGACAACCAAUGAAAAGUCCUUCUCUCAAGAGACCAUUCGCCGCAAGCCAGUCCCUCCCCUACCACCUCGACGUCUUGCAGCCAAGACAGAUUCACUCAUUGAUCUGGAUACGUCUCCGCCUCUCUCGCGCUCUCGUACGGAGCCAUUCACGAGUGAGGGUCACCAAACCGGUCCGCCGACACGGUCCAAAGCACCUCCUCCAGUCCCUCCUCCACGCCGGUCAAAUACAGCCUCGUCAACAACGGGCUCCGGAUCCAGUGGGACCUCCACACCACGACAUGCAACACCAGCCACGAAAUCAUACCCCGCGGCCGCCGGAGCCGCCGCCCAAGCAGCCCUUAAUUACGCCACAGAGCGGCUCAACUUUUCGGCCUCCCCGGGGCAGAACCUCCGCACCUCGGCAUCAAACCAAUCCCUCAGCCGCACAUCUACUAGCUACAGCGCUGCCGAGCCUCUCCCGAACAAACGGGAAGAACUUUGGCGCCGCCGGUGGGAGCGCGCAAGCAAUAUUCUCGAGCAGAACGGUGUUGUCCUGGGAAGCUGGCGUAUUGGAUCUGAUGCACAACCUGUUUGUUUGUGGUUAGUUGAGGAGGCGAUGAAGAAGAUCCAGGUGAAUGGAUCGGAGGUGGGUGCUGGGCGCCGGCCAUAA
Molecule: messenger RNA, 3057 nt
Organism: Penicillium subrubescens
Lineage: Eukaryota; Fungi; Ascomycota; Eurotiomycetes; Eurotiales; Aspergillaceae
Product: phosphatidate phosphatase App1 family protein
Exons: 2
Coding region: 1-3057 (1018 amino acids)
Cellular component (GO): actin cortical patch
Molecular function (GO): phosphatidate phosphatase activity
Source: RefSeq, a predicted model, not a curated record